Porites evermanni is the source of this 10220-nucleotide messenger RNA. The record is from the annotation of a GenBank genome assembly. NCBI's taxonomy places the organism in Eukaryota, Metazoa, Cnidaria, Anthozoa, Scleractinia, Poritidae.
AUGCAGCCGCCAGAUUUACGUUUUAUCGUAAACCGCACUAUCUUGAAGUACUUAGUCUGUAGUAGUGAUAUUUCUCGAGAUUAUCUGGUGAUGCUUGAGUAUUUUGAAAGUUUUGGUCAAGGUAUUUUCGGUGACGAGAUUUUAUCGCAGAUCAUUAAAGACUUUCCUGGUGAGCUCACAGAUGAAUUGUUACUUGUUUUGUCACCUCCACAUCUGCGACAUUUGAAACUCACGAGGUGCAGCCGGCUGUCCUGCAGUGGACUUCGACAAGCCAUCGCUAAGUAAGUUGAUGCUCCCAACCUGAGAUAAAGGCGCGUUUGUUUGUUUGUUUGUUUGUUUUGGCAUGUGGAAAAUAAUCACUGAAAUCAUUCGAAGAGGGAAUGAUCGAAGGCUACGGCACCCUGAUAUGGGAAAUUGACAGCAGGCGUGCGACCGAUAUUCAACAGGAGGGAUAAAAUACUAGUAGUUGCAAUUAUAAAAGUGCCUAUAGUAUCCCCUUCUACUAAAAUCCAACUAGUGGUCUAUUAUCAAUGCUGCGUUCUGAUUGGCUGAGCUACUACUAGGCUAUAUGUUAUAGCCUACUAGUAGCGAAAAGUGCCGGCUUUGAAAACCAAAACAAUGGCGACUGAAUUGCGUUUUGCUAGCUAAAGUUGUUUUGUCUUGAUAUGUUUGACUAACGAGUUGGAUUUUACUAAAACAAUUAUUCCUCUUGCCUUCAUGGCCUCCGAGUCAAUAGCUCAUUCGGCCUGCGGCCUCAUGGGCAACUGACUCAGAGCUCAUUCGGGCUCGAGGAAUAAUUGUUUAUUAUUCCUCACGUUUCCACAGUAGAGACCUUUAGAUUCUAAGACGAGUACGACAAUGAGUAGGAGAUUUCCUCAAUACUAAGUAGUACUUGCAUGUGAACCAGCGUCAUUUUAGUGGGAAAAGGUAGUAGCUGUCAUCAUUUUACCACGACUUUUAGCGAAAAUAUCGAAGUAGCAAAAACAAGUUAUCAAAUGUUAGAAGUUUUAUCAUUUUGCGAUCAGGAAAGGAUGUAACCUCCUUCACUAAAGGUAGCAGUGCUAACUUUUCUAGUGAGAAAUGGAAAAAUGAAGCUUUGUGGGGUGUCUUUAAUUUGAGAAUACCUGAAAAAAAUUUUAAGUCAAAUCUCGAACUUGUAGUCGUCCUUGUCCUUGAAUCUAAAGGUCUCUAGUGACCAAUCAAAUACAAAUACUGGUAGAGUGGAGAGAGGCAGACUUGAGUUAUGGUUUAGUAAACAGUAAGCUUCCUUCAAAAUUAAUGCUCUUAAUACGCCAUAAAUAAGACUUAAUCAGGACAAAAUAAUGAUCUGACUUUGUGGCAUCUUUAAUGUUCCCAAGGCAUGCCGGGGGUGACUGGUAUACCGUAUUUACUCAAUUAAAUGCUGCCCUCGAAUAAACACCGCAGAUGGAAGCAAAAUUAGCAAUAAACGCUGCAUUGAAAUUGCUAAAAAUUUAAUAAAUGCCGCAGAAUUUAAUCAAAAUAAUGCGUUAUUUUUGCUUAAGUGCUAGUCUCAUUUCAUGAUCAUUGGAAUGUUUCUUACAGAUGUCAUCAGCUUCAAGCACUUGACUUCAGUGAAUGCAUUCACCUCCUUCACCCAACUGUUUUCUGUUGUCUCAAGGACAAGGCAGUAAACCUGGUGUCCUUGUCUUUGGAAAACUCAGAAGUUGUUUCUGAUGACAUUGUUCAGGUAGGAAACUUGGGUGUACUGGCCUAAAUUUUCUUUGGCUUGGCACCACUGGUUUACCAGACACUGGACCUGUUCCAAAGAGGACCAAAAUGAAUUUCAGGCAAUUUUGUUUUCAGAACUGGGAAAAAAGCAUACCCAGCUACUGUAAGUGGCAAUUAAAUGCCCAUAUAGACCAUGUGUACAACUUCUCACCCCCAGAAUGAAGAGCAGGGAUGUUACAGGCUAACCGCCACCCGGUUAGCUCAGUUGGGAGAGUGCCGGUCUGCUGAGCGGGAGGUCACAGGUUCAAACCCCGGCUGGAUCAACACUCGGGGUCUUUAAAUAACUUUUGCAGUGACAUCUGCAAACGGCUAGACUUUCUAGUCUUCUGGGAUAAGGAUGAAAAACCGUAGGUCCCUUCUCACAGCACUUACACUUAUCUGGUUCUUGUGGGACGUAAAAGAACCCACACUACUGUUUGAAAAGAGUAGGGGACGUAGACCCUAGUGUUGUGGUCAACCUUCACUCACCACAUCAUUCACAUCAUGGGUUGGGUGGGUACAGUAAGCUCACAAAUGGACUGAGAGCAGCUGCCAGUGGCCCCUUUGUAUGCUGACGUCCGAGCUUACUGUUCACAUGUUAAAAUGUAUCGUAAGAGGGCAGGUCUGUUGUCCUCUCAUCCACGACUCUUCAAUUUCAGCAGCUGAAAAAGAGCUCACCAUCAGCUCAAAUUGCUCUGGAAAUCAAAGACAUGGGAUAAUUUUGAAGGUGCAGCUCAGAAAAAAAAAGCCUGCCUACCUGUAGCUCUAAUCUUAAGCUACAUCCCUGGUCAGAAGAGACCAACUAAAAUGACAUAGUCUUUUUAGAGCAAGUUAGUGCUUGUCCACACUAGCAAAAAGCUGUUUAUUUUGAAAAAUCUCAAUUUUCUGUGCUUUUCUUGUUAAGCAACUGUUCAGUUGUCACUAAGCCAAGUGAUGUUUUGACAGAUGUGAUGGCGUGUUAAGAGUACAAGACAGUGUAAAUAGUUUCCAGUGCGGAUAAAUUAUUUAUAAAAAACAAUUUGUGCAACUAGUCAAAAUAUUAACCACCCAAGUGUAGUGAAAUUAGAAAUAGAUAUUAAGUACAACUAAAAACUGCCAGAAAAGAAUCUGAGCCCCCAGUGGGAAUCAAACCCAUGACCUUCCAGAUUCUGGUGGGACGCUCUAACCACUGAGCUAUGGGCAACUCACUAUGAUUCCUACCGAUAUCUGGAAGAUCGUGGGUUCGCUUCCCGCUGAGGGCUUGGAUUUUUUCCAAGCAUUUCUUAGUUGUACUUAAUAUCUAUUUUGAGGUAUUAUUAUUAUUUUUGUUAUGUUAAACCAGAACACCAUGCACACCAGAAAUAUUUCUGGCAUGUUAUUGUGUUACAUGGAAAAAGCCCAUUUGGUGUAGUUUUUUGGCUUGCUCACCUGUCCUGAUUGUGUGGUUUACUUGUCCUUUUUUAGCCUGAAACUUAGGGUUGGUGGAAUUUUAGUUUCUGUUACAAUGUUCUGAUGGUUUAAAUUAAUGGAUAUUAAGUCUCAGACUCAGACAAAAGAAGUGAAAAAUAAAACUGGUUUGAAAUUACAAAUGAACCCUUAUUAAGUCGCCACCUUCUAUAUCAUGAAAUUCAGCCAAAUUAGGAAAUUACAAAAUGCCUAUUAAAUUAAGAGAAACAUAAAAAUAACCACUUAAAAUUUUAAAGGAACGUUAAAAUAACAUAACAGAAACAACAGAUGCCACGGUUGGGCAAAACUGAAAAAGACUGAAAUGGAUUGAAAUUAGGAUUUUUGAAAACUUGAUCCCUGUUGCUUGCAACUUCAAAAAUAAUGCUCAGGAGACAUAUUUGUUUGUCUUGGAUCUCUGAUUUUGUCAUUUACAUGUAAUUUCUUUGCUUACUUUAAGUUCCAUAGUGAUUGAGGGUGAGUAAUUGGCAAAAUUAAACAAAAUGAACUGGACUGACACAGCCCCUUUAAAAGGCAGGUAUCAAAGUCCCCAAAUAAACUGUAGAAAAGAAUGGGAAAUUAAACCUCUGUUAAGUGGCUAGGGCCACUUUUUGGCUGUCCCAACAAGAGUUCUACCAUUUUGACUGUUCUCAUCUCUAUUAAGCGACCAUUAAGCUCUUGAUACUCUUAGUUUGGCUUUAUAAUGAAGGACGAUACAGUCAUAGAUGGAAGGUGACAACCGAUAACGAAGUAGUAAUGCUACUCCUGUUGUGUUUUUUUUUUCCAAAAAAAAAUUUACGUGAUGUUUUUGCUAAAGAUUAUUCUAACUUAUGAUGAACCUUUAUUGAGCGGCCAAUCUCCAUUGAGCAGCCACUUGCCAAUACCCAAGUGUGGCCUCUUUAUAGAGUUUCAACUGUAAAAAAACUUAAUUAAACACAUAAGUAAACCACAAUACUUAUUACAAGUUAUUUUUGUUAAUUUAUUAUGAAUAUUUUCAUAGGUGGCAUUGAUCUGCUGUCCUCAGUUAAAACACCUCAAUCUUUCCAGCUGCAGACACAUAACUGAUGCUGCAUUUGAGUUGUCCAGGCCUGAAAUGAAGAGUGAGUCAAACUCAACCUUAACUACAAAUUCACUAGCAUCCAAAAAUGUAAUUCUUCCUGGAAGUAAGCUAACAAGUGUGGAUAUAUCAGGGUGCCAGUCUCUGUCAACUACAGCUGUGAAAUAUCUUGCAAGCAUGUGUGGUGCUAACCUGAGAAGCAUUAAUCUUGCCUGCACAGGAGUUAAUUGCACAGCAUUGCUGUACCUUGCAGGAUUAAAUAUGGAAGAGUUAGGAAGAAUUUUGCAUGAUGCUGAUCAUUCAUUGGUCAAUUCCACUGCAGUGGGAAGUUAUAUUUCUUCUGAUAACUGCAGUGGUCAACUGUUGACAUCAACAACUGAUGGUGGAUCCUCUGUCAUGCAUAAGCAAAGUACAAAAGGCAACGACCUACAUUUAACACACCUGCAAAAUGUAGAACAGAUGGCUUUUAGUAAAGAGAAUGAACUUACAAUGCAUCAUGAACCUACAAGUAUCCUGUCAGAAGACCUUCAAGGUGCAACUUCAAAUGAUAGCAUUAUUUCAGAAACUGUCAUGGAUUGUCAUGGCUGUGAUGAAACUUUGUUGAAUGAAAUUGAGCUGUCAACAUUGAAGGAUGCUAUUCCAAGUAGUCCCAAGUGUUCAAUUUGUACAGCAUCAGAGAAACGUCUAGAGAACUUCAGUGUAACAGAAUCUGAUGGAGAGAGUGAUGACAGUUACAAAACAGCUUCUGAAGAGUUUGAUCUCAUAACCUGUUUUCCUCCACCUCCAGGAGAAAUUAAUUUUCGUUGUAAGGAAACUCUAGAAGCUGAAAGUAGAUGUUGCACUGAGCAUGAAAAUGGUGCUGAUGGUGCAUUGUCAGUGGAAACCAGGGAUUGCGAAUCUUUUUGGAAUACUCCAGCUGGAAAUUCUUCAACAUCUAACUUGUUGGAAUUCAAUGAAUCUUCCUGUAAAGAGGCUCAUGUAUCCAACUCUGAUACUGUGCUGUGUUGUUCCCAGGGCUGUCAAGGGAGCAUCAAAGAUGUUGAGGCAAGAGAUCCUGCAGAUCUUUCUUGCAAACAUUUUCAUGAAGGUGGAGGUGAUGAAGAAAUUUUUGAAGAUUGCUUCGGUGAGGAGAGUUAUAUCUCAAAUUCUUCCAAAGAGAAAGCGGGCAAGAAAUAUGAUGCAUGCUUCCAUCAAUCUGUAGUUGAAAAAAGCAGUUUAGGGAGCAGUUAUUGUAAUACCUGUUUUAGUGAUGCAAAACUUUCUUGUAUGACUGCUGUAAAUGAAGACAAACCUGGUGUGACAUUUUGUGAGAAAUCAAAACAAGAGGAGGUGAAAUGUGUUGAAUCUUGCAACAGCACUGAAAGGGCAGAUUCCACUGAUCUUCAAUGCCAAACUGUACUUGAGAAAAUAACAGAUGUGAAAUCAGAUUUUUGCAUCAUGCCUUGCACAGAAAUGGAUCAUAAAGACAUGAAGGAAUUACAUGUAGUGGACGACAGAGUUGGGUGCAAUUUUUGUGGAAAAUUACACAUAUUACAAGGAGCAGAAUCAGAUUGUCCUCUCAAGCUUGAUGUGAACAAAACAGAUAAUGGAUCUAGACACCUUGUUCAUGAGUUGUGCCAAAAUUUGUCUAGCUCUUCAAAGCUAUGGGUUGAUGAGAAGAACAGUGGUUUAGGGCAUGCCAUCAAACCUUGUUGGGAAGACACAGGAUUUUUAACACCAGUUGUUCCAUGUGAGAAUGUAACAGAAAACAAAUUACACAGGCCACGUUCUGAGAUGGAACAAAGUAACUUUAGAAGUUCCAACUUUUUGCCAUCCCAUAGGAAAGUCCUUCAAGUUAGCGAUUUGCUCCAAGCCCAGAUCUAUCAGCCGCAAAUCACAAGUCUGGACAUCAGUGGUAUAUGCUAUCAGAACAAACCCUUAGGUGUCGUGUGUUUGAAGGUUUUCUCUGGAGCCUGCAAUCGUUUGAAGAAUUUUGCAGUUUCAUGGACUGGACUAGAUGAUGAGAUGCUGACCUAUCUUUUAAAGAAUGAGAAGGAACUGGAAACAUUAUGCUUGGUAUGAUUUACAAUUACACAGCACAAGGCAAAAUUUUCCACAGGGUUAUGUGCCCUCCUCUUUCUGUACUUCUGUUCUGUUCUAUGGACCAAACUCCUACCCCCUCAAUUUAAAGAUCCUGAAAACGUUUGGAAAUGAUAUGUGAUUUUCAGCUUUUUUCCAAGAAAACUAGUUGUGUAUAUUUCUUAUGAGCUUAUGAGUGAAAUGCAUGGGAGAAAAUGGCCAUGUGCUUACCUGCUGGUGUGAUUCAUUUGUUAUGUCUACAUCUCCACUCCAUUACUCUGAAGACUAUUGGCAGUCUCCUGAUCUAUGCCUUUUCAAUACCUACUCUUACAAAAAUCUUUUUCAAAUUACUUCCUGUAGAAAUUUUUAUCCCUGUUACAUUAAUGGCCAGACAAUGCCCGGUAAAUAGGCCCUUAACAGCUAGAUAUUCAUGGGUACAAAACCCCCAUGCUAGAGAGCAAGAGAUGCCCUGUGAGAAGACAAACACAAAAAAAAUACCAUUUUAAUUAAUUGGUUAAAUGUAAUUUAAGUAAGUUAACCACCACGAGCUUAGCGGUCAAGUGGUCCACGAGCUUAGUUGUCAAGCAGUUCAUGAGCUUAACAGUCAAGCAGCUCACAAGCUUAGCGGUCAAGCAAUUCACGUACUUAGCGGGCAUCCAGCACUCAAUCCCCUAAGUGCAGGCUCACAUGGUACGUGGUUGCUUUGUACGCUGCCAGGAUCUCUGAGUUCUUUUGCAGUGCCCUGUGGAGUGGUUGCUUUAGAGUCUUCCCCCCACCUCCCAUCCCUUAUUUUUCUUCCUUCCACUGUUUCAUCAGUGUGACGGGUGCCUGGAAUGGGGGCUCAUGGCUGGGUUGUGGGAAUUUGCCAGCUAUGGGGGCAGUGUUCUAUCUAGGGGCUGGCUGGCCACAGUGGAAGCCCCUGGGUAUCCCAGGCUCCCACCUUCCACUUAACCAAGGCAGUUGGUUAAUUGAUAUGAGCUCUUUGUUUGGCUUGUCUCUCUCUUGCUCUCCAUCUUGGCGGUUUUGUACCACGUUAAUUACUAGCUGCGAAAGACCAAUUUUACUGCAACUUGUCAUGUACUUGAUUUUAGGUUGACUGUGAAAACCUCAGCAGCAUCUCAGUGAGUACUAUUCCUGUUCAUUGCCCUAAGCUCACCAGUUUUGACCUCAAGGGAAUGUGUUAUGUGACUGAUCAUGGAGUCAUGCCAUUAACAAGAACAAAAAAUCUAGAGACACUUAGUUUGGCUGAAGCUACUAUCACUGAUUCAACAUUACAGAGUAUUGCUAAAGGUUGUGGAGAAAAGGUACUAUGCGACCAUUUGAUGUAGAUUUAUUAUCCUUACUGGGCGCAGUCUUGCCCUAUAGGAAUGGGCAUUAUUAGGACUCAUAGGUGGUUCUAUUCAGGGUCCUCUCCCCUCCCUUCCUAAUGCCAUUAGUUGACUACUGAUGAGGAGUGGAGCCCAGGAGUGGCCAUUGCCAAAGAUUGUUUUUUGUCUCUAGUCUGUGUAUCCAGUUAUUAUAUUUGGUUAUUUUUUGUAACGCAUGAGCUUCCUUCAAAUUUCUCCCCUUCCUCUUAAAAAAGCACCUGCUACACGGGCUAUUUAGUUCCUGGUGCUCCCUUACGUCCCACAAUUAAGUCGCGCUAGAAACGGGCCUAUGCCUGUUCGUCCUUUUAAUGAUUUAUUCGAUGUGGCAGAAUUAACUUAUGCAGUCAACGACUUUCUUUCUAAAGCAUGUCUAAUAUAAUUAGUGACCACCAUAAUGCAAGAUUUUUAAAAGUGAAAUUGUAUUGUUGUGAAUGUGAUCAAGCCAAAGCAGUAACAUGUCAAGUGAAAAAACAAUGUUUUUGCUAGCGACAGAGUCAGAUCCGGAGUCGUAAUCAGAAGUGUAGGACUUAAGGAUCUAGUGAAAGGGGCGUUCUGAUUCCGCUUACGUCUCCGUCGUUAACGAUCUAGUGAAAACUGUGUUGUCGAAGUCGUAAGCAGAAGCAGAAUAACUAAACCAAUCACAAAGCGUGGGAACGUGCAUUGUAUGUGAUUGGUUUACCCUUUCGCUUCUACUUCCGACUCCGACAAUCUGGUUUUCACAUAGAUCCUAAAAGACGGAGUCGUGGCGGCGUCGGAAGAAAGUGGAAGCGUUCUGUUUCUUCCGACUCCGAUUCCGCUGCCCUUAUGACUUUGCUUGGAACUCUGAUUUUUGAUUUUCAGAAGGUCAUAAGCGCUCUUACAUGCUGUACGACUCCGCUAACAAUGCCGACUUCGACUCCAUCGCUAGUGAAAACCAGCCUUCAGCAAGUUUCUCUAUCCUUUUCUCCCCAGUUAAAAGUUUUAGAUUUAUCAUGGUGCGAAGACCUCACAGAUAGUGGAAUGUCGAUCAUAGCAAAUGGCUGUCCCUUCCUCCAGCAUCUUAGUCUGCGUCAAUGCUCGGCUUCAACUUUCACUCUGGAUGCGCUGGCAGCUAAUAGUCGUCACAUGUCGUAUCUAAAUAUUGCUGGAAUUGAUGGGUUAACAGAUGUUGCGCUUGGUAGCAUGGCUGAAAACAUGCCAUUGCUUAAGGAAAUAGAUGUAAGCUGGAAUUCCAGUCUGUCGGACGUAGGUGUCAUUGCUCUUUUACAAUGCUGCACAAAGCUGAACAAGGCUGUGUUAUGUGGUUUAAAGCGAAUCACUUCCCAACCGUUUUUGGCUAUUAUAGGAGAUUUAGGGCAGUGGUUUCUGCUCGAAGAACUUUGUAGAUCCAAUAGACGACCUCUGAGGAAUGUUAGCGAAGGAAAACUGGCUCUAAAAUUCUGCGACACGGUAAGCUCAUACUGUAGUUAUCGAUGUCCUUGCUCAGUCGUUUUUAAGCCCAGGAUGAACCUCAAGAGAAGCCACUGCCAACAGUUUCAUCCCUCUCUCGCCCCACCCCAGUUUUCAAGUUACGGUAAUCUAGCAAACUUCGUUCAAGAUUUGGGACCGCUUUUGUAACUAUAUUUGUAACUAUAUGGUUAGAAGUUUGGGUCCGAAGGCGGUCAAAUUUCAGCCUGUUCAAGGCUCCUAGAUAGGGACGCAGUGCCCCCACGGUAAAUAAGGUCAAACGAACUGGACAAGAUGGGCGCAAUCGCUGCAUGUAGCCUAUCUUCGAGUUUGGAACAGGCCAGUCAGUUCUGCAUGGUAGACAGGUACUGUUGGUGAAAACAACUAUAAAGUAGGAUUGAUUAAGUGCAUGGAGCAUCUGUUCAAAGCCCACCUAUGAUAUAUUUUCAAAUGUGUGAAAAAAGUCCUGGAAUCAGGGAUGUCCCCUCCAGUACAAUCGUACUCUUUUGCCAAUUUUUUUUGCGGCAAUUAGAAAGACAAAAACUCAAAGCCUGUUUAAUAAUAUACGCACCAAGCCAUUGAAAAUCCCAAAAGACUCCCUUCUUUCUCCUAAGAGCACUUUCCUUCCUUUAACAUAGCACUCUUUGUAGUAUUAGUUAAUUGAUUACCAUUUUCUUUCCCUAGGAAACAGCGAAAUCCCUGGGGGACCAGAUACCGCAUCGAUCCAUGUCUUACGCCCCAUCGUUACGGCAAGUCCUACUAGAGUACAGCGACAAAGUCAACGACGAUCAUCUGUCAGCCAUUGUAGCAGUUUGCAGAGGAACCUUGUUUGUAUCAGAUUAUUAUGCGCAGCCAGUAGAACCGAGAUGGAUAUUUAAAUAAUGACGUUUUUCACGCCAUGCUAUGCUUGAGCUAACGUCAAAUCGUGCCAGAGUGUUAUCCUUGUCGUGGGAUAUCGUGUCAGUCCAACUGUAUUUUGGCGAGUCCUUAAGGCGUGUCAAAAUGCAAGAGAUGAUUAGCAUAUCCCACGAUACUAGACACUGAAGUAGUGUAGUGGGGACCGGUUACUCCUUUUUCAAGUUGAAUUUCAUUAGUUUGAAGUGGAGAACAUAAACACCGAUGGCGUCAUAACCUUUUGUCUUUAUCUCCUGAAUCAAAUGCGG